AGGUGUUAGCACAAAAUGAACAUAAUUAGGGAAAAUAAGGAUUUGGCAUGUUUCUACACAACAAAACAUUCAUGGAGGGGAAAAUAUAAGCGUGUCUUUUCAGUUGGAACCCAUGCGAUUACUACAUACAAUCCCAAUACCUUGGAAGUAACAAAUCAGUGGCCUUAUGGAGACAUUUGUAGCAUCAGCCCUGUUGGAAAAGGACAAGGAACAGAGUUCAACCUCACAUUUCGUAAAGGCAGUGGGAAAAAGUCAGAGACCUUAAAAUUUUCUACAGAGCACAGAACAGAACUUCUUACAGAAGCAUUGAGAUUUAGAACUGAUUUUUCAGAAGGAAAAAUCACAGGAAGGAGAUAUAACUGCUAUAAGCAUCACUGGAGUGAUGCAAGAAAACCUGUCAUUUUGGAAGUAACUCCUGGAGGCUUUGACCAGAUCAGUCCUGCAACCAACAGAGUCCUCUGUUCUUAUGACUAUAGAAAUAUUGAAGGCUUUAUAGAUCUCUCUGAUUAUCAAGGAGGGUUUUGCAUACUUUAUGGAGGAUUUAGUAGAUUGCAUUUAUUUGCAUCAGAGCAAAGAGAAGAAAUUAUCAAAAGUGCAAUAGAUCAUGCUGGCAACUACAUAGGCAUUUCAUUGCGCAUCAGAAAAGAAUCUUUACAAUUUGAACAAUAUUUGAAUCUUCGCUUUGGAAAAUACAGCACUGAUGAAUCCAUCACAUCUUUAGCAGAGUUUAUAGUCCAAAAAAUAUCACCUAGACAUUCGGAACCUGUAAAAAGAGUUCUCGCGCUUACAGAGACAUGUUUAGUAGAACGUGAUCCAGCAACCUAUAAUAUUGCAACAUUGAAGCCUUUAGGAGAAGUAUUUGCACUGGUUUGUGACUCAGAAAAUCCACAACUUUUUACCAUUGAAUUUAUAAAAGGGCAAAUACGGAAAUACUCUUCAACAGAGAGAGAUUCCUUAUUAGCAAGUUUGCUGGAUGGGGUGAGAGCCUCUGGUAACAGAGAUGUUUGUGUAAAAAUGACACCAACUCAAAAAGGUCAGCGGUGGGGGUUACUCAGCAUGCCCGUUGAUGAGGAAGUAGAGAGUCUCCAUCUCAGAUUCUUGGCUGCGCCACCAAAUGGCAACUUUGCAGAUGCUGUUUUUAGGUUCAAUGCGAAUAUUUCAUACAGUGGAGUUCUGCAUGCAGUAACACAGGAUGGCCUCUUCUCAGAAAACAAAGAAAAAUUGAUUAACAAUGCCAUCACAGCACUGCUGUCCCAGGAGGGAGAUGUUGCUGCUUCACAUGCAGAGCUUGAGAGUCAGUUCCAGGCUGUCAGGCGGCUUGUGGCUUCCAAAGCUGGUUUUCUAGCCUUUACUCAGCUUCCAAAAUUUCGGGAGCGUCUAGGAGUGAAGGUAGUAAAAGCACUCAAGAGGAGCAACAAUGGAGUGAUCCACGCAGCUGUUGAUAUGCUCUGUGCCCUCAUGUGUCCUAUGCAUGAUGACUAUGACUUAAGACAAGAACAGCUAAACAAAGCAUCUCUUCUCUCUUCAAAGAAGUUUUUGGAAAACUUACUGGAGAAAUUUAAUUCCCAUGUGGAUCAUGGGACUGGUGCCCUAGUUAUUAGUUCACUCCUGGACUUCCUUACUUUUGCCCUCUGUGCUCCCUAUAGUGAGACAACAGAAGGGCAGCAGUUUGAUAUGCUUUUGGAAAUGGUAGCAUCCAAUGGAAGAACCCUCUUUAAACUAUUCCAGCAUCCUUCCAUGGCAAUUAUAAAGGGAGCUGGAUUGGUUAUGAAGGCAAUAAUAGAGGAAGGUGACAAAGAAAUUGCUACGAAAAUGCAGGAGCUUGCCCUUAGUGAAGGUGCCUUACCUCGACACUUGCAUACUGCGAUGUUUACAAUAAGCUCAGAUCAAAGGAUGCUUACAAAUAGACAGCUCAGUAGACAUUUAGUGGGGCUCUGGACAGCUGAUAAUGCAACUGCAACAAACUUGUUGAAGCGCAUUUUGCCGCCAGGCUUGCUGGCAUACUUGGAUAGCUCAGAUCCAGUUCCUGAGAAAGAUGCUGAUCGGAUGCAUGUUAGAGAUAAUGUGAAAAUAGCAAUGGAUCAGUAUGGAAAAUUUAAUAAAGUUCCAGAGUGGCAAAGACUAGCCGGGAAAGCUGCUAAAGAAGUUGAAAAAUUUGCCAAAGAAAAAGUGGAUCUUGUGUUGAUGCACUGGAGGGAUAGAAUGGGCAUUGCGCAAAAAGAGGACAGAAACAAUUUGAAUAUAAAUCAGAAGCCAGUAGUUCUUCGAAAGAGAAGACAAAGAAUAAAAAUAGAAGCAAAUUGGGAUCUCUUCUAUUAUAGGUUUGGUCAGGACCAUGCCAGGUCAAACCUAAUUUGGAAUUUCAAAACACGAGAAGAACUGAGAGAUAGUCUUGAAUCUGAAAUGAGAGCAUUUAAUAUUGAUAGAGAGCUUGGUAGUGCUAAUGUGAUCUCCUGGAACCACCAUGAAUUUGAGGUUAGAUAUGAAUGCCUGGCAGAGGAAAUCAAGAUAGGAGAUUAUUACCUGAGGUUACUCUUGGAGGAAGAUGAGAAUGAAGAAAGUGGUUCAAUUAAGAGAUCGUAUGAAUUUUUCAAUGAGCUCUAUCAUCGUUUCCUGCUCACCCCAAAAGUAAACAUGAAGUGUUUAUGUUUACAAGCCCUUGCUAUUGUUUAUGGGAGAUGUCAUGAAGAAAUAGGAGCUUUUACCGAUAUAAGAUAUGUCAUUGGAAUGUUAGAGAGGUGUACAGAUAAACUUGAACGAGAUAGGUUGAUCCUCUUCCUUAACAAGUUGAUCCUUAAUAAGAAAAAUGUUAAGGAUCUCAUGGAUUCAAAUGGAAUUAGAAUCCUUGUGGACUUGCUCACCCUUGCACAUCUCCAUGUAAGCCGAGCUACAGUACCACUGCAAAGCAAUGUAAUCGAAGCUGCUCCAGACAUGAAAAGAGAGAGUGAAAAGGAGUGGUACUUUGGCAAUGCAGACAAAGAAAGGAGUGGCCCAUAUGGAUUUCACGAGAUGCAAGAAUUGUGGACCAAAGGAAUGUUAAAUGCAAAAACCAGGUGCUGGGCUCAAGGCAUGGAUGGAUGGCGACCACUCCAGGCAAUACCCCAGCUUAAAUGGUGUCUGUUAGCCAGUGGACAGGCUGUACUAAAUGAAACUGACCUUGCUACCCUUAUAUUGAACAUGUUGAUCACAAUGUGUGGAUAUUUCCCAAGCAGGGACCAAGAUAAUGCCAUCAUUCGGCCUUUACCCAGAGUGAAAAGACUGCUGUCAGACAGCGCUUGCCUUCCUCAUGUUAUCCAGCUACUGCUUACCUUUGACCCUAUUCUUGUUGAGAAGGUUGCGAUUUUGUUAAACCAUAUCAUGCAAGAUAAUCCACAGUUACCUCGUCUUUAUCUUAGUGGAGUAUUUUUCUUUAUCAUGAUGUAUACAGGUUCCAAUGUGCUUCCUGUUGCUCGAUUUUUGAAGUAUACACAUACUAAACAAGCUUUCAAAUCAGAGGAGACAAAAGGACAAGAUGUUUUUCAGAGAAGUAUACUUGGGCACAUUCUACCAGAAGCAAUGGUUUGUUACUUAGAAAAUUAUGAACCUGAAAAAUUUUCUGAGAUUUUUCUGGGAGAAUUUGAUACUCCAGAAGCAAUCUGGAGCAGCGAAAUGAGGCGCCUCAUGAUAGAGAAGAUUGCUGCUCAUCUUGCUGACUUCACACCUCGUCUUCAGAGUAACACCAGAGCACUUUAUCAGUAUUGUCCCAUCCCAGUAAUCAAUUAUCCACAACUAGAAAAUGAACUCUUUUGUAAUAUUUAUUACCUCAAACAACUUUGUGAUACACUCCGGUUUCCAGAUUGGCCAAUUAAAGACCCAGUUAAGCUUCUAAAAGAUACUCUUGAUGCCUGGAAGAAGGAGGUGGAAAAGAAGCCACCUACGAUGUCAAUAGAUGAUGCUUAUGAAGUGCUUAAUCUCCCUCAAGGACAGGGGCUACAUGAUGAGAGCAAGAUUAGAAAAGCUUACUUCAGACUUGCACAAAAAUACCACCCUGAUAAGAAUCCAGAAGGGAGGGAUAUGUUUGAAAAAGUUAAUAAAGCAUAUGAAUUUUUAUGUACCAAAUCAGCAAAAAUAGUGGAUGGGCCAGAUCCAGAGAAUAUAAUUUUAAUUCUGAAAACACAGAGUAUCCUCUUCAACCGUCAUAAAGAAGAUUUACAGCCUUAUAAAUAUGCAGGAUACCCCAUGCUAAUUAGGACUAUAACAAUGGAAACUUCAGAUGACCUCCUUUUCUCAAAAGAAUCACCACUGUUACCUGCUGCUGCAGAGCUGGCUUUCCAUACAGUCAACUGUUCAGCCCUCAAUGCUGAAGAACUCAGAAGGGAGAAUGGAAUUGAGGUUUUACAAGAGGCAUUUAGUCGCUGUGUCGCUGUCUUGAGUCGUUCUAGUAAACAAAGUGACAUGUCAGUACAGGUUUGUGCACACAUAAGCAAAUGCUAUAGUGUGGCUGCUCAGUUUGAAGAAUGCCGAGAGAAGAUCACAGAAAUGCCUGGUAUCAUCAGGGAUCUCUGUCGGGUGCUGUAUCUUGGCAAGGUAGACUUCCAUCUUUAUGGGAGGAGUGGAGAAGGGGAGGAGAUCCAUUUCCUGCUUCUGGAUUCUGUGGGCACUUCAAUAUUAGCCACCAAGAGGGACCCCAGUGCCCCUCCUCGCACUCAGCUGUGCCUCUCCAUGGUGCUGGAAGUAGCCAACAGCCUUGCCAAACUGAGUGUCCAUGCUCUAAGCCGCCUCGGAGGGUAUCUACCUGAAGAACAAGCCACCCCAGAAAACCCAACCAUAAGGAAAAGUUUAGCUGGCAUGCUGACACCCUAUGUUGCUAGAAAACUCGCUGUGGUUAGUGCUACUGAGAUAUUGAAGAUGCUUAACAGCAACACAGAGAGCCCAUAUUUGAUAUGGAACAAUUCUACAAGAGCAGAACUACUUGAAUUUCUUGAAUGCCAACAAGAAAGCAUGAUUAAAAAAACGGAUUGUGACAAAACUUUCGGAUCAGAAUUUGUCUAUAGUGAUCAUGCCAAAGAACUUAUUGUAGGGGAGAUUUUUGUCAGGGUGUAUAAUGAAGUCCCUACCUUCCAACUAGAGGCCCCAAAGGCAUUUGGUGCAAGUCUCCUGGAUUAUAUAGGCUCCCAGGCCCAGUACCUGCACACAUUCAUGGCGAUCACAAAUGCUGCAAAAGUGGAGUCAGAGCAACAUGGAGACCGCUUGCCAAGAGUGGAAAUGGCUUUGGAGGCUCUGAGAAAUGUUAUUAAAUAUAAUCCAGGCUCUGAAAGUGAAUGCAUUGGGCAUUUUAAGUUAAUAUUUUCUCUCCUCCGAGUUCAUGGAGCUGGUCAAGUGCAGCAACUGGCUUUAGAGGUUGUGAAUAUAGUGACUUCUAACCAAGAUUGUGUCCACAAUAUUGCUGAAUCGAUGGUUUUGUCUAAUUUAUUGGCUCUUCUGCAUUCGUUGCCAUCAAGCCGUCAGCUUGUUCUGGAAACUCUUUAUGCUUUGACAUCAAGUACAAAAAUAAUCAAAGAAGCAAUGGCAAAAGGAGCUUUGAUUUAUUUAUUAGAUAUGUUCUGCAAUUCGACACAUCCACAGGUUCGAGCCCAAACAGCAGAACUUUUUGCUAAAAUGACAGCAGAUAAACUAAUAGGUCCAAAGGUUAGAAUUAUAUUAAUAAAAUUUCUACCAAGCGUUUUCAUGGAUGCCAUGAGAGACAACCCUGAAGCUGCUGUACAUAUUUUUGAAGGAACUCAUGAAAAUCCUGAGUUAAUUUGGAAUGAUGGUUCCAGAGAUAAAGUGUCUACAACAGUCAGAGAAAUGAUGCUACAGCACUUUAAAAAUCAGCGAGACAACCCUGAUGUAAACUGGAAGUUACCUGAAGAUUUUGCUGUGGUGUUUGGAGAAGCAGAAGGUGAACUUGCUGUUGGAGGAGUUUUCUUGAGAAUCUUUAUUGCACAACCAACUUGGGUCCUAAGGAAGCCCAGAGAAUUUCUUACUGCACUGUUAGAAAAAUUAACUGGGCUGCUGGAGAAGAACAAUCCUCAUGGAGAAACUCUGGAAACUUUGACAAUGGCAACAGUAUGUCUCUUCAGUGCACAACCUCAGCUGGCUGAUCAGGUCCCACCAUUAGGCCAUCUUCCCAAAGUGAUCCAGGCGAUGAACCACAGGAACAAUGCCAUUCCUAAGAGUGCCAUUCGUGUUAUCCACGCUCUGUCUGAAAAUGAGCUGUGUGUUCGAGCCAUGGCAUCUUUAGAGACUAUUGGCCCACUGAUGAAUGGAAUGAAAAAGCGACCUGAUAUUGUUGGUCUAGCCUGUGAAGCAAUUAAUCGAAUGUUUCAGAAGGAGCAGAGUGAAUUAGUAGCACAAGCCCUGAAAGCAGAUUUGGUCCCAUACCUCUUAAAAUUACUUGAAGGCAUUGGCCUUGAAAAUCUGGACAGCCCAUCAGCCACUAAGGCUCAGAUAGUUAAAGCACUCAAGGUGAUGACUCGCAGCCUGCAGCAUGGAGAACAGGUGAAUGAAAUCCUGUCUCGUUCUUCAGUCUGGAGUGCCUUCAAAGAUCAGAAACAUGAUUUGUUUAUUUCUGAGUCACAAACAGCAGGAUACCUCACAGGACCUGGAGUUGCUGGCUACCUUACCGCAGGGACAUCCUCAUCAGUCAUGUCUAACCUGCCACCUCCUGUAGACCACGAGGCAGGUGACCUUGGCUAUCAGACUUGAGACAUUUGUGAGGGACAAUACAUGCUGAAAGGCCAGUGCCCAGUCCACAUUCCUCCAGCUGAUACGUUGAAGCAAACUCUUACUGCCUUUCUCUGGUUUCAUGACAGUGUUAAUCCUUUUUCUAUAAAUAUAUUUUUAUUUAGGAAAACAGUCAUUGAUUCUAAUUAUAUCACAUUAUAAGAAAGCACUCUCUGGAUCAACCUAAGUGGGUACACAAGAAUUUUUUUUCUUGAUGUAUGUGAGCACAUUUUGUUCCUUUGUAUCUGUUUACAAGACUGUGAAUCAAAAAGACAAAACUCUCUUCCUAGUUUUUAUAAUGUUUUUUUUGGAAUAUCAUGACUGUGGAGUUGAACUACGGUCUACAGAAUUUGGGCUCAGUCACUUGUCCCUGGAAAAGGGUAUUUUUCCUCUCCUGCAUCAAGUCUACGUGUCUGUCGUCCUCCCACCAUCGAACACUGUUAGGUUUUGCCCCUGCACCUGCUCACUGAUGUCGUCUCUUCAGUCAUAGACCUUCUCAGAGCUCACAGUACAUGUUGGUAUUGUGUAACUGGCUUUACCAAACUGAAUGAAAAAGGAGCUUGUGCAAAAAAAAUUUAAAAAUCUAAAAACGGAUAUCAAGAUGUUAUGUAAAGAUAAGUGUAAUUGUGAAAUGUUCUAUACAUUAUGAAAUAUAUAAAGCUUUCUAUAUUGAAUGUACAUUAUAUAGAUCAUAUGUGUACAUAAAAUUUUAAAAAUAAAGGGAAUUGACUGCUUUGUUAAUGAGA
Manis javanica (Malayan pangolin) is the source of this 7490-nucleotide messenger RNA. NCBI's taxonomy places the organism in Eukaryota, Metazoa, Chordata, Mammalia, Pholidota, Manidae. The record is from RefSeq and is a predicted model, not a curated record.